AUGUCAUGGUCCCAGACUCACAUGAGCUUUGUCGCUAACGAUGUAUGUAUUAGGAUCGUGUGUUCUAUCUGCAAGCAGCUCCAUUCGCAAGGCGACUACUCCGAUCCCCAGCUGGCUUCCCUCAUCGACAAAAUCGAUCGAGUUGGUCUCUCUGCGCUCGUGAACCAGUCAAGUGCCAAGUGUAAUGGAUGCUGCGGCUCACCGAACCUCGAGUACAAAUGUCGUUUCUGCCGCUGUUGGAAGGCGAUCGAAUGCUUUGCGCGCAAUCAACGUCCUCUCGCCGAACCAGCCUGCAAGGACUGCCAGGACGGCGUCCAGGGAUCGGCUCAGCCUUGGCGCAGCAAAGAACAGAAGAUGAUUGAGGAUGCAGCCCGAGCCAAACAGGAGCAGGAGCUAUCUCAACGGCUGGGUGAGCUCGCAGCCAACCCGCUACAGCUCGCCGUUGUCCCGCGUGCUCUACAAUGGGAGGAUCCCUCCGAUGUGAAGGACUGGAGCGAGCUUGUCGACCUUCACGGGCUCCUUAAAUCGGGAGUUCCCCAAGAAAAAGAGAAGAGUAUGAUCAGACGAGUCAGGCUGCUUGCUCAACGCCUCCGCCGCAAUCAGGCAACAAGAGAAGAGCAGCGUCUUGAAGUGGCCCGCACUAAAGUCGAUGUUGAAGAUGAAGAAAAGCCUGCCUUCCGCAAAAUUCAGGUCAGUAUAUGUGAUGAGUGA
This is a messenger RNA of Penicillium verhagenii, 711 nucleotides long. RefSeq lists its product as uncharacterized. NCBI's taxonomy places the organism in Eukaryota, Fungi, Ascomycota, Eurotiomycetes, Eurotiales, Aspergillaceae. The coding region runs from base 1 to 711 and encodes 236 amino acids. The record is from RefSeq and is a predicted model, not a curated record. The transcript is spliced from 3 exons.